This is a messenger RNA of Penicillium maclennaniae, 831 nucleotides long. Its product is annotated as polysaccharide deacetylase family protein. Bases 1 to 831 code for a protein of 276 amino acids. The record is from RefSeq and is a predicted model, not a curated record. Gene Ontology annotation, molecular function: hydrolase activity, acting on carbon-nitrogen (but not peptide) bonds. NCBI's taxonomy places the organism in Eukaryota, Fungi, Ascomycota, Eurotiomycetes, Eurotiales, Aspergillaceae. Gene Ontology annotation, biological process: carbohydrate metabolic process. The transcript has a single exon.
AUGUUUGCGAAGUAUGACAUCAAGACGACCUGGUUCAUUCCCGGCCACUCGCUCGAGACUUUCCCCGAAGACAUGGCCGCAGUACGGGAUGCAGGACACGAGAUUGGACUGCAUGGCUACUCUCACGAAAACCCGACCGAUAUGAGCAUCGAGCAGCAGCGCGAUGUCCUCGACAAGACCUAUCGCAUGCUGACCGAGUUUGCGGGCAAGCCACCGCGAGGCAGUGUUGCACCGUGGUGGGAGACCAGCAAGGAAGGUGCACAGCUACUGCUCGACUAUGGUAUUGAGUACGACCACAGUAUGAGUCACGAGGACUGCCAGGCAUACUAUCUCCGAACAGGUGACAGUUGGACCAAGAUCGACUACAAAGCCAAGGCUGAGACUUGGAUGAAGCCGUUGGAGCAUGGUCCGCAGACUGGGCUAGUUGAGAUUCCCUCGAACUGGUAUAUCGAUGACCUGCCACCGAUGAUGUUCAUCAAGAAAGCACCCAACAGUCACGGCUUUGUCAAUCCGCGCGACGUGGAGGACAUUUGGCGUGAUCAUUUCGAUUACUUCUAUCGCGAGUACGAUGAGUUCAUUUUUCCUAUCACAAUCCACCCUGACGUUUCGGGAAGACCUCAUGUGCUUUUGAUGCACGAACGGUACGUAGGCCAUCAAAUAUGGGUCGUCUUACAAUCACUAAUUAUUAUCAGCCUGAUCGAGCACUUCAAGAAACAUGAAGGUGUUGAGUUUGUGACGAUGGAGCAGGUGUGCGAUGAUUUCAAAAAGAAGAACGCACCUCCACCCGGUGCUUUGAUGCCCGCCCCAGCUGGAGCGAUGCUCACUAAGUGA